GUAGUUAAACUAAUAAAUAGUUCUAGCUAUAUAAGUAGUUUAUAUAUAAGUAAAAGUUUUAUUAUAAUACUAACUUUAUAUCCUUUAGCAUUAAGCAGGGCUUUAUUAACUUUAAAUAGUUAUAUUAAGGUUAAAUUAUUAAGGGUUUUAUUUAAGUUAAAUUUAGUUUUAAUAAUAAAAUUUAUUAAGUUUAAUUUAUAA
Molecule: messenger RNA, 201 nt
Organism: Trichoderma reesei QM6a
Lineage: Eukaryota; Fungi; Ascomycota; Sordariomycetes; Hypocreales; Hypocreaceae
Exons: 15
Source: RefSeq, a predicted model, not a curated record